Molecule: messenger RNA, 156 nt
Organism: Malassezia japonica
Lineage: Eukaryota; Fungi; Basidiomycota; Malasseziomycetes; Malasseziales; Malasseziaceae
Gene: RPL39
Product: 60S ribosomal protein L39
Exons: 3
Coding region: 1-156 (51 amino acids)
Biological process (GO): translation
Cellular component (GO): ribosome; cytosolic large ribosomal subunit
Molecular function (GO): structural constituent of ribosome
Source: RefSeq, a predicted model, not a curated record
AUGCCCUCGAACAAGUCUUUCCGCACCAAGGUCACCCUUGCCAAGGCCUCGCGCCAGAACCGCCCCAUCCCUAACUGGUUCCGCAUGAAGACGGACAACAAGAUCCAGUACAACAAGAACCGUCGCCACUGGCGCCGCACCAAGCUCAACAUCUAA